Molecule: messenger RNA, 681 nt
Organism: Spodoptera littoralis (African cotton leafworm)
Lineage: Eukaryota; Metazoa; Arthropoda; Insecta; Lepidoptera; Noctuidae
Source: the annotation of a GenBank genome assembly
AUGACUGACGUAUCAGGAACCACAAAAACAGUAAUAACAGUAUUCACGGCCACACAUGCCACGGAUCGAGAGGUUGAAGACAGUAAUGUGUCGAAGAAAGACAAAACGUCUCUGAAGGAGAAGGAGAUACCUGUCGUACAUGAUCAGGGCUUCUUCCAGCAUGACACUGGAGAUUCAUAUGAUGGAUACUUCGAAGCGAAGAAAAAGGAUCGUGUGAUUAAAAUGCAUGGGUUUGGUGUUUAUACGACAGCUGAAGGCGAUCGGUACCAGGGACACUGGGAUCAAGAUAGAUUCGGCUGGACUGACGAGGUUGUAAUAUCGUACAUCGACGGUGCAAAAUUCGAAGGAAUUGUAAAAGAUUGGUCUUAUGCAGGCAAGGGUAAAUACACCUAUCCCGAUGGAGGUCAUCUGCACUGUGAAUUUGCGGACAAUUGUCCAACAGGCAACCUGCGGUUGACGGAUCCUAAUGGGCACAUCUGGUUGGGUAAGGCUGAAUUAGGAUUCGCAUGGUUCGAACCUGUUAAUCACUUUUAUGAUUUCUUGGAAACGGCUAGUGCGACGAGAUCGAAGCGCCGCCACCAUAAAGGUAUGUCCAAGAAGUCUUUGUCGCGUUCUAAACAUAAGUUGGCUUCUAGUCUUUCAUACCAAAACAUUAAGAAACGAGAGAUUAGUAUGACAUAA